AGCUUAUUUCUCGAGGGACGCGUCAGUUAACCACGUUCCUGUCUGCUUUAGAGGAAGCAACUCUGAACCUCAUCAGUAAAUAUUGUUUAGAAAGGUGCUUGGAGUAAUAGAGAAUCACUUCACUAACCGUCAUAUCAAGGAACACCUGUGUCUUGCCUUUGAGAAUGUCCAAACGAUCCAAUUAGAGACAACCAGUGACGAAUCGACUAGGAAAAGACGACGGAAAAGACAAGCUACGAAGAAAGAUGAGCCUGCCAAGGUCUUUACCCCAACGAAAGACAUCCGUGCUCAAUUCUAUUCCCGUAUGGGCCUUAAGAAAGGAGGAUCUCUGGGCCUCGAGGUUCCUACAUGUACCCAUAGCAGUAGCGCUGAAGAAGAUGAAGUCAAAAACAAACCUAGAGAAAAGAAAUCAAGUGAUAAGGAUUCCAGUAGUGCUACAGAUGGAACUGUUACAGCAGAGGAACGACCUUGUAUCACAUCCAAGUCUACUACUGACAUGCAUGAGCGUCAGUUAGACCCCAAUACCUUACCAGAUAACCUGUUUGACGUGCUGUUUUCUUGCGAGUCGGCUCAUGUACCGUGGAGAUCUCUUUUGGCACAUGCCAUCGCUUUACAUCGGUCUCUCUUCGCAGUGCUUGCCGCUUGUUAUGAGGAAUCCAAGCCCCUUGAUUGUAUAUGUGCCUGGCUAUGCUCUACGCUUAAACCAGACAUCCUGGAUGAAGUCACACACAACAUACCAGUUGUUGAAUGGCAUCGAUGGUCAGCACCAGACCUCACUGGGAUUAUUACAGCAGCGGUGAAACAUAAAGGACGAUUUGCUGUUUCUCUUGCUAAAGCGUUUUACAUCUUUGAUCCAACAAGCCCAAUGCUACGCUUCCUGAGAUUCUACGAGUCAUUUGUUGUGCAUGUUGAUUUUGAUAACUGUCAAAAGGAACUCGAUUUGUUUAAGAAGUCUUACAGCAAGCUAACAAUGAGAGACAGCAGUGUCAGCCAAUCACCGUUUAGCAUUACACGUGACGUCAGAUGGAUCGAGGAAGUCACUAGUUUGGUAACCCAGCAGAUGGUUCGUCAGUGCUGUACUUCAUACGAGCAGGGUCAUCUGUUGUCCCUGUUGGCUAAAACUAUGUUUGGCAGAAACUAUUCUUUCAAAAUUCCCAAUUACUACAAACUGCACAAGAUCAAUGAGGUCAUACAAGACACAAAAGUAGUAGCUGAUUUUGCGCAGUUGUUGGACGAGGACAGCGACGCAUGGAAAGAUGAGAUUCAACGUGUACUUCAAAGUCUCCUGGCUCAUAAAUCUUUCUCCCAGGCACGGGAGUACGCAGAUCUAUUGGGACUACCUCAGGAUCCUAUAACACUCAAAGAGGUCCUACACGAACGGGAAAGCAUAGAGAACUCUGUUCUAUGGGAAAUCAAGCAAGGACGGCUGGCAUUUUGGCACAAGGCUGACGAGUGUUUUAAGAGCAACCGCUGUAACCCAGAGAUUGCUGCUUCGUUCUUCGAGACUCAGGCUGAAGAUAAUGACCUAUCGUUUACGGAGAAAUCCCGAAUGCUAUCGAUGGCUCUCCAAUGGUAUUCCCGAACCGUUACGACUGAGAAUAAGGAAGGCCGACAGAAAGAGGAACUAAGCAAGCUGGAGAAAAGAAUAUGGCUGUGUUCUAUCAGGGCUGAGAUGGAAAAGAACCGUGAGGUUCGGUUCGCUCGAUCGGUCAGCCAUCUAGAGUUCUUGCCCUCAUCAUCUGACUGGGCUGCAGGAGUAUUCAUAAACCGUCCUAGUGAUAAUACCUCGGAAGGGUCUGGCACAAACGAGCUGAUCCAACCAGAAUCAUUCGAUACGAGUCUAAGUACUGAUGGAACUGUGCUCACAACAGACGAGGAAUUCUCAGCUCUUGAAAGAGUGAUUGGUGAGCUCUUAGAAGGGUGUCACGUGACCCAGGCACGUCGCCUGGCCGCUCAUUUUGAAUAUACGAGUCAAGAUCUUAAUAUUAUUCUGUCUUGUAUGUUUUUGGCCCAAGCCACGCGAUUCGUAGACACCCUUGACGAUCCGAUUCGCAAACUCCUAUACCAGACCCCUCACCGUCGUAUCAGUGUGUCGGGGUCUGGAUCCAACCUGGAGGGCAUAAAGCGUAGUGGUAGCUUUGUGUUGAGUACCAGUCUAACGGACAGUGUUGGCCAAGGUGCUGAUGACUCCAUCUCAGUGGACUGGGUCCAGGUGGAGGACACCAUCACUGCCAUGGAAUCCUUGACGUAUUACUGCAAGAAGGGGAAGAAAUGCUGCGCGCGCAUAACCACGUGUUACAAGAUAGCGCAGACCCUUAGUCUAGAGUACAAGGCUGUAGUGACUGACAAGCCCUUCAAUGUCCUACAUUCCCUGUUGGUAUCUGUAUUCGAUUCUCGUUACAAACUGGCCGAUGCUUAUAUCAAAGCCUUUGACUUGAGCUCAGACGAGGUUGUAGGAUUUCUCAAAGAUAUCAUUCUGUUAUCGCUGAAGGUCUAUUGUGGCGAAGAAAUUUCAAAUGGUGAAAGCGAUCUAAUCUUCAACGCGGCCCCUUCCUGUGAUGACGUCAUUCAAGUAAUCCGACUGUGCUCGGAUCAAGCGUUGCUUGGCAACCGUCUCCUAGAAACGGCAGCCAGUGUUGCACAUAAUCGUGUUUCGGGGACUGGUAGCAACAAAGCAUUACAUCUUGAAGUAGAGCUGCUGGUACGAGCCCAUGAGUGUCAUACAAUAGCCUGUAAUAUGGAAGGAAUAACAAGCGUGCUCAAAUGUGGAAGACACCUGACCGCUGCACUCGCUGGUUCAGAAGAAUACCGACUGAUGGUUCGUCUGCUGACAGGCAUAGGUCGUUUUCGUGAGAUGUCCUACAUAUUUGAUACUCUACUACGCCACCAUCAUUUUGAGCUGCUUUGCCAAAGAGGAAUCGAUAAGGAAAACAAGCUUAAAGUCGCUCUACUAGAGUACCUCAAGAGAUGUCACCCAGACGAUGACGAGAAGUACAAAAUAGUCGCCAUGCACUUCAGUAUGUACCGGGAACUAGCAGAUACCUGGGAGACGUCCGCGAUCACCCAAAUGAAAGAGCUAAAAGAUCAACAAAUGACGGCCAAACCUGAGCUGCAAUCCAAGUUGACAUCCAUAAUGAAUUCAUUCAAGUACGCCACAGACUAUUACACCAAGGAGGGUUGUUUUCAACACUCGCAGAAGUGUCUCAAGUACGCCCGUCUUGUCCAGCUACAGAUUCAUCUCCUACCGUCAGGUAUUCGUGUUAUUAACCUGAAUGAAGAAGGACUCAAACAGUUCCUCUCCAAACACAACCACUUCUUUGAGGCUCUUCUAGUGGUCGAUGCAUAUGAGAAACGAGGUUCAAAUCUAUGGAUCAGCGCCAUCUACUAUCACGUGGUCAUGGCCGGUGAUUUCAAGUACUGGCAGGACCUGCGAUCUGUUAUGACUCCUGCUAGUGUUCUGUUCGUUGAUGUGGCCAACAAAUUUAAAAAUGCCAACAACCAUCAGUCUCCACAAGUGACUCAAAAUAUGAAGAAACUGCUGACCUAUCUACCUGAACUACGAGUACGCUACAGGAUAGCUACAGACCUUGGAUUCAGGGAUGUGUCAUCUGCAAUACUAGAGAGAGANGGUGGGGCUUAUCUUAGAGAUAUUAUGGGCAUUUCAUCAAUUACCCUGUAGGAUAGCUACAAACCUUGGAUUCAGGGAUAUGUGUCAAUGGCAAUAGACCCCCUGUGUGGGACAUCAAUCUGGGUCACAACACAGUUCAAGGGGGGUAUACUAAAGUAGGACUGUUCACAUAUAAAUGACAUUUCAAAAUUAUAAUACAGAUUUCAUAUCGAAUUAAAAUUUAGUGUAAUAAACAAGACUGACGUGAUGAUAGACUUAUAAUAGACAAAAGUUAUGGAAAAGAAAUUAUAGAGUUUUAGCAAGAAUUGUACAAAUUAUUUUCUUACAAAUUUGUAAUAUAAAAAAAAUAAAAAAAGUUCUCAUUGAUAAUAAGCGCUGCGGCUGGUUUGAGUAAUACAACAGUACACUAUGAAGUCUUACCAAUAAACUACAUUCUUGUAUGUUCUGCACCAACAACAUCUUUUUUCAAGUUCUAAAUCCCAUUAAAGCAUAAAAGGCAUUAAUUUAUUGAUUUCAGUUUCGUUACAGGGUGCUAGUUUGAAGGCGCCAACAAAAUGAUCUUUAUUUAGACAUUGUUUUGUGGAGCAAAGUUGCAGAGGUAAAUACUCAAUAAAUGAAAACACAACCAUGUAACUCAAA
Messenger RNA from Actinia tenebrosa (Australian red waratah sea anemone), 4267 nucleotides. Its product is annotated as spatacsin. Gene Ontology annotation, biological process: synaptic vesicle transport; chemical synaptic transmission; axo-dendritic transport. Gene Ontology annotation, cellular component: synapse; dendrite; axon. Lineage: Eukaryota; Metazoa; Cnidaria; Anthozoa; Actiniaria; Actiniidae. The record is from RefSeq and is a predicted model, not a curated record.